UAUUAUCAUAUAGCUAUAUUAUAUUAUAUCAUUUUUCUUGUAAAUCCUUCUAUAUAUAAACCCUUUUCUCAACUCUACUUUCCUCAUAACAUCAAUAUAUCUAUAUACAGAAAACCCUUAAUUGUCCUCCCAACUUCCUCAUCACCAAGUCAAGCUCCAUGCUCUAAUCAUUCCUUUGACUCACAUAUAGGUGCUGUGCUUUUCUUACCGUGUGUGUGUGCGAACACAUAGUUUGUUGUAAAACUGGAUCGGAGGUAUGGAAAGGAAUCGGUUCCACCGGAAACGUCAGCGGCGGAGAAUCCGUCUUGGAAUGAGUCUGAUGUCACCGCCAUGAUAUCAUCUCUCAGCCGUGCCAUCGAGUAUCCAGCAGCCGACGGGCAAGAAAGGUCAGACUCUCCGGUCAAACAAGAGCUUAGUAAGUCGGAUCAACUACAACAAGACCAAGAUCAACCAAGAAGAAAACACUAUAGAGGGGUCAGGCAGCGACCAUGGGGAAAAUGGGCGGCCGAGAUCCGUGACCCGAAGAAAGCAGCCCGUGUCUGGCUCGGGACUUUUGAGACAGCAGAGGAAGCCGCUUUCGCCUACGACCGAGCCGCCCUCAAAUUCAAAGGCACCAAGGCUAAGCUAAACUUCCCUGAACACCUACAAGGUCCCUCGACCACAACCUAUGUCUCAUCUCAAUCAGGAAUUGAUCAUGUUCCAAGAGGAGGUAGUGAAUUAAUGAACUCACCUCCUCCUCUUCCUACUACGUGGCCAACGAAUUAUAACCAGGACAUACUUCAAUACGCUCAGUUGCUUACGAGUAACAAUGACGCUGACUUAUCGUACUACACGUCAAGUCUCUUAAGUCAGCAGCAACAGCCUUUCUCAACGCCUUCGUCUUCUUCUUCCUCGUUGAGUUCACAACAGCAGCAACAACUUCACCAGCAGCGUGAAGAGGAGAAGAACUAUGGUUACCACUAUUAUAACUACCCAAGAGAAUAAUCUUAAUUAUUGUUGUUGGUCGAAUUAGUCUCAUAAAUUAUAAUCAUUACCAUAUUUUCGUUUGAAUUGUUAUUUUGGUUAUUUCUGAUAAUGGCGGCAAGGAGGUGGCACCGGAAAUUUGCAUGUCCUUUGUUCCGUAACAUCCUGUUUUUUUAUCUUAAUUGUUAUGUCUAUUUUUGGAUAAACUAUCUGACGAAAAGCUCUAUAUGCAUUGAGAA
Molecule: messenger RNA, 1202 nt
Organism: Brassica napus (rape)
Lineage: Eukaryota; Viridiplantae; Streptophyta; Magnoliopsida; Brassicales; Brassicaceae
Product: ethylene-responsive transcription factor ERF113
Exons: 2
Coding region: 331-984 (217 amino acids)
Biological process (GO): regulation of DNA-templated transcription; ethylene-activated signaling pathway
Molecular function (GO): DNA-binding transcription factor activity; DNA binding
Source: RefSeq, a predicted model, not a curated record